Acanthocheilonema viteae is the source of this 603-nucleotide messenger RNA. NCBI's taxonomy places the organism in Eukaryota, Metazoa, Nematoda, Chromadorea, Rhabditida, Onchocercidae. The record is from the annotation of a GenBank genome assembly.
AUGCAAACGGCGUUUCAAACAUUAACAAUAGCAGAUGGUGUAUUGGCAAUAAGGCACGUCCGCGAAUCACCACCGGGAACGCCAAGAACGGCAGUGUCACCAUUGCGUGAUCUAAACCGAGGUACUUCAGCUGUGAGGAAAUCCUUAGUCCUUGAACUUAUUCAUAGAUCAGAGGAAGAUUUGAAUGAUUUCAUUUUUGACGAGAAUUUUUUGGAAGAUAGCUGGGGUCUUCACACAAGCGUGGUAACUAGCAAUCUUCUCUAUCUGGAAAAAUCUGCAUCAAACAAUUCAGAUUUACCGGAACUGACUUCAGAGCAACUUUCACCUGUGAACUCUUCCAUAGUAUUACCAGUGGAUCCUAAAAUAUAUCGCAUGUGUUGGGUUCCUGAGUCAGACCUGGAUUCGAUGUCAACUGACGAAAAUUAUUCUCUGAACCAUCUUUCACCUGCAAUGGACAGUACAUAUGAAGGAUAUAGCGUACAUAGCUAUUUUGGCGGAGAUGAUAUAUCAAACUGCUCAGGAUUAGAUGAAAGCAGUGAUUUGGACCAAAGUGAUGCUACUCUGAAUGGUUAUUUUUAUAGCAAAAGAGCAUUAAAAUAUUAA